AUGGACACUCAAGGGGCGAAGAGGAGACAGCAUGGGGAAUGGCAUGUAGUUUGCCGUUUUGCGCUGCUCACUUGCUUCUUGGACGCGGUUCUGGGACAGAUUCGUUACUCCAUCCCAGAGGAACUGGAGCAUGGCGCGUUUGUUGGCAACAUCGCAGAGGACUUGGGCUUGGAUUUGGACAAGCUGUCCGCUCGCAGAUUCCGAAUAGUCUCCGGUGCCAAGAAGCAAUACGUGGAGGUGAAUUUAGAAAAUGGAGUUUUGUUCGUCAACGAAAGAAUCGACCGAGAAGAACUAUGUGAGCAGAGUUUGUCCUGUUCCUUCCACUUGCAAGUGGUCAUAGAAAACCCUCUGGAGCUCUACAGGGUGGAGAUGGAGAUCUUGGACGUUAAUGAUAACUCCCCCAGUUUCCCGUGGACCGAGUUCAAUCUGGACAUCUCGGAGUCCGCUGCGCCCGGGUCCCGCUUCCCACUCGAGAGCGCACAGGACUUGGACAUCGGUGCCAACGCGCUCCGCACCUAUUUGCUGAGCGUGAAUGAGCAUUUCCUAUUGGACAUACAGACGCGCAGUGAUGGCAGUAAAUUUGCAGAACUGGUCCUGCAAAGCCCGCUGGACAGAGAGCAGCAGAGCGCGCAUCAAAUGGUCCUGACAGCAGUGGACGGCGGCGCGCCGGAGAGAUCCGGCACUGCGCAAAUUGACAUCACCGUCCUGGACGCGAAUGAUAACGCGCCUGUGUUUGACCAGUCGUUCUACAGGGUCCGCCUGGCCGAGAACGCACCCAAAGGCACAGUUGUCAUAAAGCUCAACGCGUCCGACCUGGACGAGGGUCCCAACGCUGACAUCACCUAUUCGUUCAGUGGCCACGCUCCCAUCAAAGUGCGCCAGCUCUUCAGCGUGGACUCGCGCACGGGAGAAAUCAAAGUCAAAGGAGUGAUAGAUUACGAAAAGGCCAGGAUGCAUGAGAUUUACGUCCAGGCUAAAGAUAAAGGGCCCUCCGCGGUGGCGGUUCACUGCAAAGUGCUGGUGAACAUCCUGGAUAAGAACGACAACCUCCCAGAGGUGAUCCUGACGUCUGUCUCCACACCUGUGCAGGAGGACGCGCCCCCGGGGACAGUGAUCGCCGUCAUCAGCGUGAUGGACAAAGACUCGGGUGAAAAUGGAAAUGUGGACUGUGAGAUUCCCAAUCAGGUCCCAUUUCAGCUGCACUCCUCCUUCAAGAACUACUACACACUAGUGACAAGUGAUUUUCUGGACAGAGAGUCGGUGGAAGAGUUUAACAUCACCCUCACCGCCCGGGACAUGGGCUCUCCACCUCUGUUCACUCGCAAAACUAUUCUGGUGCAGGUGUCUGAUGUGAAUGAUAACGCACCUCAGUUCAAACAGCCUUCGUAUACUGUGUAUCUGACUGAGAAUAACGCGCCGGGCGCAUCCAUCUGCUCUGUGGCCGCACAGGAUCCAGAUUCUGGUCAAAAUGCGUAUCUCUCUUACUCUAUUCUGGAAGGGGACAUACAGGGGAUGGCGGUGUCCACAUAUGUGUCCGUGAACUCCGACAACGGGAACAUUUACGCGCUGCGAUCCUUUGACCACGAGCAACUUAAAAACUUUCAGAUCACAGUUCAGGCGCAGGACGCAGGGUUCCCACCUCUGAGCAGCAAUGUCUCAGUGAACGUCUUUAUUUUGGAUCAAAACGACAAUCUGCCUGUGAUUGUGGCACCGCUGGGGCCAAAUGGCACAGCAUCCGAAGAAGUGGUGCCCAGAUCUGUUGACCCGGGUUACCUCGUCACCAAGAUCAGAGCAGCGGACGCAGACGCGGGCCAGAACGCGCGUCUUUUCUACCAGAUGCUCCAGGCGACAGACCCGAGCUUGUUCAGCGUUGCUCUGUACACAGGCGAGAUCAGGACGAUACGGCCGCUGAUGGAGAAAGACCCCACCAGGCACAGACUGGUCAUUCUGGUGAAGGACAAUGGUCAGCCGGCCCUCUCGGCCACAGUUUCCAUCAUCCUGUCAGUAGUUGACAGGCUGCCAGAUUCGCGACCCGAUUUGGAUGACCUGUCACUAAUCCCCCAUCACAGCUCCCACUUCUCCCUGUACUUAAUCGUGUCUCUGGGCGCAAUCUCCUUCACAUUUCUCGUGGCUAUUAUUGUCCUGGUUGCAGUGCGCAGGCUGAAGGGCAGGCCCUCCGACAGAGAGUCCAACUUCUCCUCCAUCCCUGACUGCUGCUGCUGCUGCUGCUCCCGCUCGGAGACAUCCACCACCACGGAAGUGUUCAAAAAGACCAACUUUAACGUUCGCAUGUCCUCCGGCGCUUCCGGCUGCGCAGAGGCCAACAGCAACGGCGCGCUGCCGCAGGUCUACUGCUACAAAAUGUGUCUCACCCCGGAAUCGUCCAAAAGCGACUUUAUGUUCCUCAAGCCAUGCAGUCCGGUGAUGUCAGUGCAACAGAACAAUGCCAAGAGCACGGACUAUCUGACCUCUGGCUGGAGCGCACUGGACCGUAAUGAGCUGACCAACAACAGAGCAGCAACCCCGAACGAGCUGAAGUAUUCGAACAAGGACUGGACAUUGACCAAGAACCAACGCAACUCAGCUUACAAGAGGUAUAGUUCAGCAAAUAUGGAGGGUACUCUUUCACGCCAGCAAAAAUACGAUGCUGACGGGUUCUCCUGCUCCGUAUCGCCGCAGUACUGGACCUGGGGAAACCAUAUGAAAGACUGCAAGAUUUCACUCCAGGAGGAGGCAGUGCCAAACUACUCAUGGACUCCCAAGUACACCCAGCCUCAUUCGGACCAACCUGACUACCAGCACAACGUGUACAUCCCUGGCACCACGUCCGGCACCCUCAAGCUGCCCCCCAGAGGCGACCUGGACAUGUACAACACCUUCUCCACGUUUGGGAAGAAAAAGAGAUUCAUCUCAAACUAUGAACAAUCUUUCGACCAGGAUGACGGUCUUAUAAGCAAUCCCAUCUUUAAAUGA
Messenger RNA from Limanda limanda (common dab), 2973 nucleotides. Its product is annotated as protocadherin-10-like. The coding region runs from base 1 to 2973 and encodes 990 amino acids. NCBI's taxonomy places the organism in Eukaryota, Metazoa, Chordata, Actinopteri, Pleuronectiformes, Pleuronectidae. The record is from RefSeq and is a predicted model, not a curated record. Gene Ontology annotation, biological process: homophilic cell-cell adhesion. Gene Ontology annotation, molecular function: calcium ion binding. The transcript is spliced from 4 exons. Gene Ontology annotation, cellular component: plasma membrane.